Messenger RNA from Drosophila obscura, 3359 nucleotides. It is a transcript of the gene Tmf, whose product is annotated as TATA element modulatory factor. Gene Ontology annotation, cellular component: endoplasmic reticulum; Golgi apparatus. The transcript is spliced from 6 exons. Lineage: Eukaryota; Metazoa; Arthropoda; Insecta; Diptera; Drosophilidae. Bases 222 to 3191 code for a protein of 989 amino acids. The record is from RefSeq and is a predicted model, not a curated record.
CAUCGAUAGUUGAGGGUCCGUAUGAGCUGGAAAUACAAUUUUUUUGUAUUAUGUGUUAUUGAAAUCAACUAAUUGUGCGAGAAAACAAUUGGGAUUUGCAUGUGCUUGGUUAGUGGACCCGUCAGACCGAUCCCUGCGAGUCCCCCCGAUCCCUAGCCCCACCCCACCACCAAGAGCAGACAAAACAAAAUUUUGCAGUUCAGAAUCAGGCACGCAGCGAGAUGAGUUGGUUCGAGAAGGCCAAGACGGUGCUCAUCGAGGCCCUCGACAUCCAGGAUGACGACAGGGACAAGGCCGCCGAGAAGGAUGGCGUUACUGCGGGGUCGGGCGGUGGCGGUGGAAGCGGAGGAUCAUCGGACACGGGCGCCACGAGCUCUGGCGCCGCACUCGUCUCGCAGACGACAUCCUCGGACACGCCUACAUUCUUCGACAAUCCACACGCCAACGAGAUGGUAACCAUUCCACCCAGAGCCAGCGAUCCGGCCGUAACCACGCCCACACCCACAUCCACAUCCGCAGCAAUGGGCAUGGGUAAUCCGUAUGCCAAGCGACAUUCAGCCACAUCGGACUCCGUCGAUCUGCUCUCCUCGCCAUCGCCCACAUCGCCCGAGGGCGACGCCGCCUCCGCGAUGGAGAACUCUGAAUCUUCGCUGGAGCUAAUCACGGCCACGACGGCCAGCGAGAUGGAGAUGUCGCCGGACACGGAGCCCUCGCUGCCCGGCAGCAUCGUGAUCAUAGCCAGCAACGAGACCUCCGACAAUGCCGAAGGCGAUGGCGAAGACGACGACGACGAUGACGAUGGCACCCAGCUGGAGCGGCACCUGGAGGACCAUCUAAAUGAUUCCACAAAGACCAUGAAAGCCCUGGUGUUUAGCGACACCCAGGCGGCCGCCAAUGUGACGGGCGCCGAUUCAGACUCCACGCAGAGCUUCGAGGACAUCCAAAUGCAGAUGAGCCACAAGGACAAGGCCGGUGGAAAGGGACAAGGACAAGAUGGCGAGGGCGAGGCCAAAGCAGAGGUGGUCGACCAGAGCUACUCGUCCACCUCCUCGGACAUUGAGAUCAUUUCCAAUCCGAACGGGGACUCCAGCACCAACAGCACAACGACGCGCACGAGUCCGCAAAAGUUCAAGGAGCUGGGCAGCAGCAGCAGCCGGUCUGGGGCUGGGACAGGCACAGGGCUGACUGGACAGGUGCUCAAGCCCAAGGGACACCAUCGCGAGCCCUCAGAGAUAUCGCUGCUGUCGGAGGACUCGCAAUCGGAGCUGGAUAAGCUGGUGAAUCGCAUUAGCGAGCUGAACCAGGUGAUUGAGGCGCGCGAGCAGCGCUUGCUGCAGUCGGAGCGACAGAACGCCGAGCUGCUGGAGCGCAACCAGGAGCUUCGCGCCUCCGUGGAGGCAGCGGCGAACAGCGCCAACAGUCCGGAUGCCGCGGAGGCCGUACAGCGGUUGUCGGCGCUGGAGAAGAAGUUCCAGACGAGCAUACGGGAGCGGGACGCGCUGCGCAUCCAGAUCAAGAGCCUCAAGGACGAGCUGCUCAACAAGAUACCCAAGGACGAGCUGGCCGAGUGCAACGAGAUGAUCGCAGCGCUGCAGUCGGAGGGCGAGAAGCUCUCCAAGGAGAUUCUCCAGCAGUCGAUCAUCAUCAAGAAGCUGCGCGCCAAGGAGAAGACCUCGGACACGCUCCUCAAGAAAAACGGCGAGCAGAUCUCGCUGCUGUCCAGCGAAUCGGAGCGGCUCAAGAAGUCCCUGGCCGCCAAGGAGGAAAUGGAGCGCACGCAGAUCGAGGCGGUGGGCCGAAUGACCCACGAGAAGCGACGCGUCGAUGAGGAGAACGCCGACUGCCGCAGUCGUGUCGAGGAUCUGCAGUCGAAACUGUCGGCCCUUCAGUCCAGCUUUGACGGCGUCCGGGGCGAUCUGGUUAAGCGGACGCGCGUGGAGCAGGACAGCCUCAGGGCCGAGAAUCAGGAGUACGUCCAGCAGCUGGGCGACAUGCGGGAGAAGCUGCGCCACGCCGAGCACAGUCUGGCCAAGCGGGAGCAGCAGCUGCGGGAGGAGAACCGCCAGCUGCUGCGACGCUUGGAGGCUGCCGAACUGCGAGCGGAGAGCUCCACGCAGGAGCUGAGCGUCACCACCACCCCGCUGAUCCGCCAGAUCGAGUCGCUGCAGAAGACCCUCAACCAGCGCACCGCCUCCUGGAACAAGGAGGAGCAGCUGCUGAUCCAGAGGGCCGACGAUGCCCAGCUGCAGCUGCGCUCGGUGCAGCAGCUCGAGUCGGUGCAGAACGAGAAGCAGGAGCUGCUGCGCACGCGGUGCAGCCUUCUCGAGGCGAAGCUCUCCAGCGCUCUGGCGGAGGUGGAGAGUGCCAGGAUGGCCCUCAGCCAGCUGGAGCACGAUGCCAGCCUCAAGGAGAGCUCACACAGCAGAAAGUUGGCCACGCUGCAGGAGCAGCUGCAGGCGCAUCAGGAGAGGAUUGUGGGCCUAGAGGAGCAGCAGCAGUGCCAGCAGCGCCAGCAACAGCAGAAGGCCGAUGCCGAGGCUGAGCGGGAAACCUUGCAGCGACAGCCCAUGCCCAGCCUGCUUACCGUAGAGGCCGUCAAGGCCAGCAGUGAAAUGCAGCCGCAUAAAUCUCCGGUUCAUUCCCCACACUCUGCGCUGCGCCAGCACUCGCCUCCGCUCAGUCUGGCCGAUGAGAGCGGCUCCACGGAGGAUGCGAUGAUGGGCGGCAUCAUUGACUGGCAGACGGACGACCUGGACUGUGCCUCCAACUCGGGCCGCAACCAGUCGGGCAUCAUCCAGGGCGUCCACCUGAGCUUCAUGGCGGGCAACACCACAACGCUGGAGCAUCUGCAGUCGCUGCUGAAGCAGCGUGACGGCGAGCUCACACACCUCCAAUGGGAGCUGUCGCGCCUGCAGGCCGAGCGCGGUGUGCUCGACGGAGAGAUAUCCCAUUUGACGAUUGAACUGGAGACGAUGAAGGAGAAAAUGCAGUCAUACGAGGCCAUGGAGAAGUGCUACGAGGACCUGCAGCAUCGCUACGAUGCCCUGCUCCAGAUGUACGGCGAGAAGGUGGAGCGCACCGAGGAGCUGGAACUGGAUCUGGUCGAACUGAAGUCCGCCUACAAGCUGCAGAUCGACGAGCUGCUGGCCAAUCCACCCCCGAACCUGCAGAGGCCAGCGAAGCACACAUGAUUGCCGGAACGCAGAAGCAUCUACUGUGUCUCGCUGCCCAAUCUGACAUGCCUGCGGCGAUCCUAGUCCCGUUUCCCACUACCAAUUACCAUUCCCGAUGGGCCAUUAUCCUUAUCCUACCAUACUCUGGCUAACGUCGGGGGAAUGAGAGCAGCGCAGGGCAGGGCA